UUUCCAAGACGAAGCUGUCUAGAUUUCUUCCUUGUACUGUCUUAGGUCUCCACUUUCGUUUAAUCAUGUGAUUUUUUUACAGUCAACUUUGUGCUUUAUCAUGUGCUAGGUAACCCGUCCACUUGCAGCAUUUUGUAAUAUUACGUGAGUCGAGCCGAAAUGGGAGGUUUAACAGCCUGUUCUUUGCUUUUAUCGAUGUUAUUGAUCGGUACUAGCAGAGCCAAAUACGAACCGAACUGGGAAUCUAUCGAUUCCAGACCGCUACCAGAGUGGUACGAUCAAGCCAAAUUUGGGAUCUUUCUACACUGGGGGGUCUUCUCUGUCCCGAGCUUCGGCAGCGAGUGGUUUUGGUGGUACUGGCAGAAGCAAAAACUACAGCCUUAUGUUGACUUUAUGCAGAAGAAUUAUCCUCCAGACUUCAAGUAUCAAGACUUUGCACCACAAUUCACUGCUGAGUUCUUUGAUGCCAAAGAAUGGACAGACAUCUUUGCCUCAUCUGGAGCAAAGUACAUCGUCCUGACUACAAAACACCAUGAAGGUUUCACACUAUGGGGCUCGAAAAACUCCUGGAACUGGAAUGCAGUGGAUGUUGGGCCUAAAAGAGACCUGGUGGAGGAGGUGGCCAACGCCCUCCGUGCUAACAGUGACCUACAUUUAGGGCUGUACCAUUCUCUGUUUGAGUGGUUUAACCCACUCUUUGAACUGGACGCUAAAAAUGUUUUCACCACAAACUACUUCCCCACCAGUAAAACACUGCCUGAGCUUUAUGAGCUCAUCCUCAAGUACAAACCAGAAGUGCUGUGGUCUGAUGGGGAUGGAGACGCACCUGACAAAUACUGGAACAGCACAGGUUUCUUAGCCUGGCUCUAUAAUGACAGUCCGGUGCGAGACACAGUGGUGACAAAUGAUCGGUGGGGUUCUGGCUCCAUCUGCACCCACGGUGGAUAUUACACCUGUUCCGAUCGCUACCAGCCAGGACACCUGCUCAAACACAAAUGGGAAAACUGCAUGACCAUUGACACAAAGUCCUGGGGUUACAGACGUAAUGCUCCGCUCAGUGACUACCUCACCAUAGAGCAGCUUGUGGCGACAUUAGUGGAGACUGUGUCCUGUGGGGGAAACCUGCUCAUGAACGUUGGUCCGACACACGACGGACGAAUCGCUCCAAUUUUUGAGGAGCGUCUGAGGCAGAUGGGUCAGUGGCUGAAGGUGAACGGGGACGCUAUCUACAACACAACAGCGUGGCGAGCUCAGAACGACAGCGUCACUCCACACAUCUGGUACACUUCCAGACCUCAGGAAAAGGCCAUCUUUGCCAUUUUGCUGGAGUGGCCCAAUGAUGGAUCUGUGAUUCUACAUGAACCUGUGGCUGCACUAGGACAGACUGAGGUGGUGCUUCUUGGUCACGGGUCUCUGAAGUGGGAGCCUGUAAAGCCCAGCGGACUGCGGGUUCUCCUGCCCCAGCUGUCCUUCAGGCAGAUGCCAUGCCAGUGGGCCUGGACACUGAAGCUGACAGGUGCCACUUAAAGGGAAACCAGAUCACUUGAAGAGGAGCAGACGGAGCUGGAGGCCGAGAGAAAGAGCUAGAAUUGUACGUUUAAAUCACUGAACACAACCUGUGACAUGAAGCAAAUUUAUCUGUCCGGACAGUUGUGAAAAUCAGAGGGUGAGGGGGGAAACAUAUGUGCACUGUACUGUUUGUAAUGGAUACUUAAAUAUAUUUUAAUUUUAAAAUGGUCUUAAUAAAAUACUUAUACAGGGAUAUAAAGUGCUUUUUGUACGGAUAACUUUUAUUAUCACAGUUUUAGCUCAGAGUUUCUCUUUAACUUUGGGAUUUAAAAGUUAUUUUUAGGAGCAGAAAAGGUUUAUCAACCCUGUUACUGCCAUAAUAAUCAAUAAUCUACAGGGUACAUGUGACAAAUGUGACCUUUACACAUUGUGAAGUAUGACAUGCUGUAAGGUAUGGUUUUUGUCAGUUUUUCUGCACUUUUGUAAUUAUUUUUACAUGCUUUAUGUGAUUCAUAUGAAAUCUGCAGCACUGAUUAAUGUGGUGGUGUUUGUUUUAUAUGUGAAGAGAUGUUAAAAUAAAAUUAAUGAAGAUUUCAAA
Molecule: messenger RNA, 2107 nt
Organism: Lates calcarifer (barramundi perch)
Lineage: Eukaryota; Metazoa; Chordata; Actinopteri; Centropomidae
Gene: fuca2
Product: alpha-L-fucosidase 2
Biological process (GO): fucose metabolic process; glycoside catabolic process
Cellular component (GO): lysosome
Molecular function (GO): alpha-L-fucosidase activity
Source: RefSeq, a predicted model, not a curated record